This is a messenger RNA of Penicillium canariense, 975 nucleotides long. Its product is annotated as exosome non-catalytic core subunit RRP45. Gene Ontology annotation, biological process: U4 snRNA 3'-end processing; nuclear polyadenylation-dependent mRNA catabolic process; nuclear polyadenylation-dependent rRNA catabolic process. Bases 1 to 975 code for a protein of 324 amino acids. NCBI's taxonomy places the organism in Eukaryota, Fungi, Ascomycota, Eurotiomycetes, Eurotiales, Aspergillaceae. The transcript is spliced from 3 exons. Gene Ontology annotation, cellular component: cytoplasmic exosome (RNase complex); nuclear exosome (RNase complex). The record is from RefSeq and is a predicted model, not a curated record.
AUGCGGCCAGCAACGGCAAAAUGGCCCAAAAUGGUCCAAAAAAAGACCUUUGACCGUCCCCGCAGAGACUCUUCGCCAAGGUGUGCUAUUCGCAAAAUGUCCAAAGAAGCUCCUCUCUCAGUCGCAGAGCGCGAAUUUAUUCUCGAAGCUCUGCGUGAGAAUGUGCGCCUUGAUGGCCGGGGAGCAGACCAGUUCCGUUCAUUGAAUCUUUCCUUUGGCGAUGAAUAUGGGCAUGUGAAGCUACAGCUGGGCAAGACCAGCAUUGUUGUCCGCAUAUCUUCUGAGGUCACGAAGCCCCGCGAUGACCGUCCCUUUGAUGGUCUUUUCAACAUCAAUCUAGAAUUGUCUGCAAUGGGCUCGCCCGCCUGGGAAAACGGCCGAUCUAAUGAGCUCGAAGCCUACGUUACGCACGUCCUCGACAGCGUCAUCCGUCGCUCGAACGCUCUGGAUACUGAAUCGCUGUGCAUUCUCAAGGGUGUAAGCUGCUGGAGUAUCCGCGCCGAUGUGCAUAUCCUCGACUACGAUGGCAAUCUGACCGAUGCGGCCUGCAUUGCCAUUAUGACUGGACUGCAGCACUUCCGCCGGCCGGAUGCUGUGGUCCGCGAUGGCCAGGUCAUUGUCUAUGGGGUGGAGGAGCGGGUACCGGUUGCACUCAACAUUACGCAUAAGCCUUUGUCGAUUACUUUCAAUGCUUUCAACGAGGGCCACAAUAUCAUUGUCGAUGCCACGCGCAAGGAAGAGCAAUCGUCGGAGGGAGAACUCGUGAUUGGAAUCAACAACGGAGGCGAUGUGUGCUUCCUGUCCAAGUUUUCGGGUGCGCCCGUUGAUGCGAUGGAGGUGGUGACCCGGUCCAAUGUUGCUCUGGAGAAGGUCAAAGAGAUCAAUGCCCAGGUUGAGCGGGUGAUGCAGGCUGAUCUGGCCAAACGAGCAAAGAAGGGUAUGGCAGAAGAAUCUCGAGCUGAAAAUGACCGGUAA